CGAGGUUAACGGGCAAACAAUAGAGGGCUUCCUGCAAAAGAACCGUAUGUGCAAUGUGCGGUCUGCAUUCGGCCAAAGUGUCACAGGUGUUGAGCAACGAAUAUCGAUAUUGUAAACAACAACCAAUUGGACGACUUCCCUAAUUUAUGGAAUAGCUUUAGCGAACUAAUUUGAUAUUAGAUAAUCUGAGUACGGUACGAUGCGUGGGAGUAGCCCUAAUUGCACUAGGACUAGCUGAAACUUGCAGACUGCAUUUGUCAGAUCCCGUAUGCUUCCCGUCGCGAAUCAACAAACAGACAGAUAAGAAGGCCGUCUUUGUGUUGUUCUUCCAGUUGUGCACUAGUGAUUAUAUUUUGCCGUUUGUGCCCGCAGCGUGUGAGACUUGUUUGACAAAUUUGUUUUGCAUCAUGGCUAAGCUCGCGAGAGAAGAGCGGGCUCAACUAAUUGCACUUGUACACGACUUCUUUCGCUAUCAGCUAAACAAGCUAAGCAUUCAAUGGAGCGCCGUAGAGAAUGGUCACUCUAAAGUCACUGCGUUUCACGAUGAACUUCGUUUGGCGCUACGUGACCUCGGUGAUGGGGUUUUGGAGACGAGUCGCGAACGAAUCGACGUUAUGGCGAGACAGCUAGACGUCCGUGACGGCUGCGUGGAUGAUCUUUUUCGUGGCGUUAUUCAUGAAAUGUUCGCCGAAGGAAUUGAAUGGAAUCGAAUCGUGUUCGUGUUCGUCUUUGCCGUGGAGGUUGCGCACCGCCGAUACCGAAGAUCGAAAGCCAAGCCCGAAUGCAUCUCUCAAACGGCCCAGUUGCUCACCGAUAGCCUGGCUCUAACGGUUGUACCAUGGUUGCGUACAAACUCAGGCUGGAGUGGACUAAUACGGCACAGGGAGCAGCAACACGCGCUGACGCUCAACCCCGCCGUUGUGUUUGAGCCCGUGUGUCCGGGGCUUUUUCAUCUUUUCAUAGGGGCAGCUGGGAUAAUCAUUGUAAUCCUCUGCGCAGGCGCCUACGUCAGGAUGAGAUAGAAUUCCGAAGUGUAACUACUGCUGCUGCUGCUGCUGCUGUUGUUGUUGACAAAAAAAGGAACUGACCGGAUGCACUUACUGAAUUGCUCCUAAGACGAUCGCCGCGUCAACAUCGUCGACAAUAGCAGCGGCUGGAAUGUCGCUUACUAUAAACACAACCCCUUGUAUUGAGUUUAAAAUGAAACGAUUUUACGAAAUGGUCAUUGAGUGUAUCGCUAUGAUCAUUAGUGGUUUUUACUAAAUAGUUAGUGAUGGACAUGAUUGAUUCUAAACAAAGAGUCUGAUGUGUGGCGUUAGCGCCUGUCCAUUUCGAACCCGCUGACUGCUGAUUCCUUCCAUUUUAUAAAAUUGAGAGAUGAAUCAAACAUCAGUCAAUAACUAAGCGAGCUUAA
Molecule: messenger RNA, 1414 nt
Organism: Varroa destructor (honeybee mite)
Lineage: Eukaryota; Metazoa; Arthropoda; Arachnida; Mesostigmata; Varroidae
Product: bcl-2-related ovarian killer protein-like
Biological process (GO): release of cytochrome c from mitochondria; extrinsic apoptotic signaling pathway in absence of ligand; regulation of apoptotic process
Cellular component (GO): mitochondrial outer membrane
Molecular function (GO): BH domain binding
Source: RefSeq, a predicted model, not a curated record